AAAAUUUUCCUCGCAAAAAAAAAAACGAGGGAGAUCUGAGAUUUUGUGAAGGUCGAAGUCCCAAAUCGAGCAAAACCCUAGCGCCCAGCGAGCUCCUCCGAUGGCUCGCCCGAGAUCGAGCUUGCUUCUCUUCGUCUUCGUUCUAUCCCACGCUCUCUUCGUAAUCGGAGGGAAGAAUUAUUACGAUGUGCUUCAAGUUCCAAAGGGAGCGUCUGAUGAGCAGAUCAAACGAGCUUACAGGAAGCUUGCUUUGAAGUAUCAUCCUGAUAAGAAUCAAGGGAAUGAGGAGGCGAACAAGAAAUUUGCAGAAAUCAGCAAUGCUUAUGAAGUUCUAAGUGAUCGUGAGAAGAGGAAUAUUUAUGAUAGGUAUGGGGAAGAGGGAUUGAAACAGCAUGCUGGUGCUGGAGGGAGGGGUGGAGGCAUGAACAUGCAAGAUAUAUUUAGCACGUUCUUUGGUGGUGGUACAGGCACGGAGGAAGAGGAAGAGAAGAUUCCAAAAGGUGAUGAUGUAAUUGUUGAUUUGCAUGCUACUCUUGAAGAUUUGUAUAUGGGAGGUACUUUGAAGGUCUGGAGGGAGAAGAAUGUUAUUAAGCCUGCCCCUGGCAAGAGGCGCUGCAACUGCAGAAAUGAAGUCUAUCAUAGACAAAUUGCUCCAGGAAUGUUUCAGCAGAUGACAGAACAGGUUUGUGAGGAGUGUCAAAAUGUAAAAUUUGUGCGAGAAGGAGAUUUUGUCACCGUUGAUAUUGAGAAGGGGAUGAAAGAUGGACAGGAGGUAGUAUUUUAUGAAGAUGGUGAGCCUAAAGUUGAUGGUGAGCCUGGCGACCUGAAGUUUAGGAUUCAUACAGCACCACAUGAUCUCUUCAGAAGGGAAGGAAAUGAUCUUCACACAACUGUAACAAUUUCAUUGGUCCAAGCUCUGGUAGGUUUUGAAAAGACCAUCGAACAUCUAGACGAGCAUCCAGUUGAAAUUGGCACAAAGGGAGUCACUAAACCGAAAGAGGUGAGAAAAUACAAAGGAGAAGGAAUGCCUUUACAUUUGAGCAAUAAGAAGGGAGAUUUAUACGUAACAUUCGAGGUUCAAUUCCCCAAGUCAUUAACAGAAGACCAGAAGAAGAAAAUCAAGCAGAUUCUUUCUUGAGGGGUUUUCUUUUCUAUUUAUCUCUCUCUCUCUCUCGGCAGGCAAUUAAUUGGAAGGUGUACAGAGCAGGGGUGCACUCCGCAAAUGGCUAAUUUAUUUGAGGGUGUUGUAUUUUAAUGUAUUCCCUGAUAUAUAUAUAUAUAUAUUCCUGCCAUCUUCUUUGGCGACGAGGUAUAGCUUUAGUUGUAUGAACAAGAGUUUAUUAUUAUUACACAUAGAAGUGGUAAUUUUGAUUUCUUGCAGGGGUUAUUAGAGAA
Asparagus officinalis (garden asparagus) is the source of this 1395-nucleotide messenger RNA. RefSeq names its product dnaJ protein ERDJ3B-like. Lineage: Eukaryota; Viridiplantae; Streptophyta; Magnoliopsida; Asparagales; Asparagaceae. Gene Ontology annotation, biological process: protein folding. The transcript has 11 exons. The coding region runs from base 101 to 1138 and encodes 345 amino acids. The record is from RefSeq and is a predicted model, not a curated record.